AUGACCGGCUCGGUCUUUUUUGGAACCAGUUCAACGCUAGAAAAGCGUUUCGGCUACGACUCGAAACUCACCGGGCUGAUCAUGGUGAUGGACAACUUUGCCGAGAUUUUGCUCAAUCCCUUUGUGGCCUACCUGGCGGUCCGCUUCAACCGCGCGCGGCUGAUCGCCAGCGGCGAACUGAUGCUCGCCCUUUCCUGCUUUGUCACCGCUGCGCCGUACUUUAUUUACGGCCCCGGUACGCACCUGUUGGCAAAGAAGGUCGGUUCUCAGGCGGCGACCAAUCUGCAGUUCUGCUCCGAGACAGACGUCCACUCGGCGGAGUGCAACAGCAGUGCACUGGAGAGCAGCGCUACCGUUUGGCCAGCAGUUAUUUGCCUCGUUUUCGGCAGCUUCAUGCGAGGUCUCGGCUACACGUGCUACAUUGUCGUAGGGCUGCCCUAUUUAGAUGAUAAUGCACAAAAGAAGAGCACGCCAAUGUACAUUAGUACACUGUCCUCUCUCCGACUGAUUGGCCCAGCAGCUGGCUUUAUGUUAGCCUCCUUCUCGUUGAGUUUUUACGAGAAUCCUUUCAUGGACCCUGGCAUCGCCCACAACGACCCUCGCUUCAUUGGCGCCUGGUGGAUCAGCUUCGUCAUUGUGGGCAGCUGUCUGCUGGUAGUCACACUGCCGCUCUUUCUCUUUCCUCCUCAGCUGAAAGGUGCACCGGUGAAAAUGAAGGAAACAAAGCAGAAGAUCAAGGAGGGAGGAGGAAGCACCGGCGCCUUCAAGCGGAUCAUCACCAACCCCCUGGUCAUGUGCUGCCUCUUCGCCAACUCCUUCCGCAUCUUCGGCCUCUGGGGCUACAUCUACUUCAAGUCGAAGUACCUGGAGACGCAAUUCCGCGUCUCCAGCAGCAAGGCCUCCUUCAUAACCGGCGCCGUCGGUUUUGUUCCUCAGGCAAUUGGCAUCUUCGCCGGCGGCGCCGUGCUGAGCACUCUAAAACCUCGACCUCGAAUCGUCUUCCUCCUCGUCUUUCUCUGCGAGUCGGCGAUGAUCGUCAGCUUCGCCGGCGGCUUCUUCUUCGGCUGUGACCCGGUGAAGAUUGACGGACACCCGAAUCCGCUGACGGGAAAGUUUGAGCUGCUGGCGCCGGCGGGCAUCACUGCUGGAAGCUGCAAUUCAGAUUGUCACUGUGCGGCGAACAUCUUUGCACCGGUUUGCAAUCUCGCCAGUAAGGUCACCUACUUCAGUCCCUGUCAUGCGGGCUGUAAAGGUUUUGAAGGAUUUAAUAAGACCUUCAACGACUGCUCCUGCCUAGAAAAGGGUGAAUCAAUCAAGGUGGGCUACUGUCCUGAGGACGUGGAAGGCUGCCAGACAAUGCUGCCCUAUGUGCUGCUGUUGGCCGUUGGGGGCGUCAUUGCGAGCACCGCCCGAACGCCCAAUGCGCUCAUUUCAUUGAGAAAUGUAGAGCCACAUGAUAAGGCCUUUGCCAUUGGCUUUGCCGCCGCGGCGAUUGAUCUUUUUGCCUUUAUUCCCGCCUCUAUCGUCUUUGGCCUUAUCAUAGACAACACCUGUCUAAUUUGGGAGGAAAAGUGCGGCCGCCAGGGCAACUGCUGGGUCUAUGAUCAGGCGAAGUUUCGAAACUACCUUCACGGUGCCUCAAUCUUCUGCUUUAUCACCGCUAGCUGCUUUGACUUUGCAGCCAUCUUUAUGGCGCAUCGAGUGAAGAACUUCUACGAGGAUGAUGAGGAGCCGAUGAUUGAGGAUGAAGGCCUUAGAAUUAACAACAAAGGCAGCCCAAUUAAUGAGUAUGAAAAUGAAGAGAUCGCCGACAGA
Rhagoletis zephyria (snowberry fruit fly) is the source of this 1815-nucleotide messenger RNA. Lineage: Eukaryota; Metazoa; Arthropoda; Insecta; Diptera; Tephritidae. The record is from RefSeq and is a predicted model, not a curated record.